UGGGCUCUAGGAAGAGACUGGUGAAGGCUUUACUGUGGAUUCACAGAUUCUAUUAGAGAAGAAUGGUCCUGACAAAUGGCUCUUUGGUAACAGAAUUCAUUCUCUUGGGUUUAACAGAUAACCCUGACCUCCAAAUACCCCUCUUCUUAGUUUUCCUAGUAAUAUAUAUGAUAACAGUUUUNGGGAAUUUGACCUUGAUCCUUCUAACUGGGCUGAACUCUCACCUUCACACCCCUAUGUACUUUUUCCUCUUUAACUUGUCCUUCAUAGACAUCUGCUAUUCUUCUGUUGUUACACCCAAAAUGCUGAUGAACUUUGUGCUAAAGAAAAAUGUUAUUGGUUUUACAGGAUGCAUGACUCAACUCUACUUCUGUUUUUUUGUCAUCUCUGAAUGUUAUGUCCUGACAGCNAUGGCCUAUGAUCGCUAUGUGGCUAUCUGCAAUCCACUCAUGUAUAAUGUUGCCAUGUCUCCUAAAGUCUGUUCCUAUCUUAUGCUUGGUUCAUAUUUGAUGGGAUUUUCUGAUGCCAUGAUNCANACUGGAUGNAUNCUGAGACUGACCUUCUGUGAUGGGAACACCAUCAAUCACUACUUCUGUGAUCUUCUGCCUUUGAUGCAGCUCUCCUGCACAAGCACCUAUGUAAAUGAGGUAGAGAUUUUCAUUGUAGCAGGGAAAGAUAUCACUGUGCCUAGUAUUGUUGUCUUUAUUUCUUAUGGCUUCAUCCUCUCUAAUAUUCUCCAAAUAAAAUCCACUGGGGGCAGAUCAAAAGCCUUCAACACCUGCAGUUCUCAUAUAAUUGCUGUUUCCCUGUUUUAUGGAUCAUGUGCAUUUAUGUACCUAAAACCCUCCUCAGUUGGAUCUUUGAAUGAGGGAAAAGUCUCUUCUGUCUUCUAUACCAUUGUGGUCCCCAUGUUGAACCCUUUAAUCUACAGUUUGAGAAAUAAAGAUGUUAAACUUGCCCUGAGAAAAACUUUGAGCAGGAAAAAGUUUUAG
Mus pahari (shrew mouse) is the source of this 992-nucleotide messenger RNA. RefSeq names its product olfactory receptor 8B3-like. The record is from RefSeq and is a predicted model, not a curated record. NCBI's taxonomy places the organism in Eukaryota, Metazoa, Chordata, Mammalia, Rodentia, Muridae. The transcript is spliced from 2 exons. Gene Ontology annotation, cellular component: membrane. Gene Ontology annotation, molecular function: G protein-coupled receptor activity; odorant binding; olfactory receptor activity. Bases 63 to 992 code for a protein of 309 amino acids. Gene Ontology annotation, biological process: G protein-coupled receptor signaling pathway; sensory perception of smell.